Messenger RNA from Metarhizium album ARSEF 1941, 2244 nucleotides. Its product is annotated as neutral ceramidase precursor. Gene Ontology annotation, cellular component: extracellular region. Gene Ontology annotation, biological process: sphingosine biosynthetic process; ceramide catabolic process; long-chain fatty acid biosynthetic process. The transcript has 3 exons. Bases 1 to 2244 code for a protein of 747 amino acids. NCBI's taxonomy places the organism in Eukaryota, Fungi, Ascomycota, Sordariomycetes, Hypocreales, Clavicipitaceae. The record is from RefSeq and is a predicted model, not a curated record. Gene Ontology annotation, molecular function: N-acylsphingosine amidohydrolase activity.
AUGGCGUACUCGACAGCUCGGCACUCCAAGGGGCUCGAUCUUUCGAGGAGCUCCAUCUGUGGCUUCUUCUUCCUGGCUGCAGUAUGUGUCCUCGGCACGCUGGCACCUUGCGCUUCUGCUGCCGCCACGGGAGACAAGUAUCUCAUCGGUGUUGGCCGGGCAGACAUCACAGGUCCGGUUGUCGAGAUAGGCUUUGCGGGAUAUGCCAAUCUCGACCAGAAAGGCACUGGUCUCCGACAGCGUCUGCACAGCCGCGCGUUCAUCGUUGCUGACAAGGAUAAUCCUCAUGACCGAUUUGUGUACUUGGUUCUAGAUACGCAGUCUGGAGACACUGCUACACGCUAUGGCGUGUUGGACGGACUCAAGGAGCUAGGAGAUGAGUACAACGUCUACAGCCAUAACAACAUCGCCUUGACCGGCACUCACAGCCAUGCCGGCCCAGGAGCUUGGUUCAAUUAUCUCUUGCCGCAGAUCACAACGUUCGGCUUCGACAAACAGAGCUACCAGGCUCUCGUGGACGGUGCUGUGCUGUCAAUCAAGCGCGCUCAUGAAAAUCUUCAGGAAGGCUACUUGGACGCAGGCACCACCAGAAUCAAGGACGGCGCCAUCAACCGCUCGCUUUACGCCUACCUUGCCAAUCCCGAAUCCGAGCGCAACCAAUACGAGGAUGAGACUGACUCUACAAUGACCCUCCUUCGUUUCAAGCGUGCUUCUGAUGACAGAGACAUCGGCGUCCUCACAUGGUUUCCUGUCCACGGGACUUCCCUUCUGGGCAACAACACCCACGCUGCUGCAGACAAUAAGGGUGUUGCGGCGUGGAUGUUCGAAAACGCGAUGAAGGACAACCCCAACGCUGCCGAUGGCUUUGUGGCUGGGUUUAGUCAGGCCAACGUGGGUGAUACUACACCCAACGUUCUUGGGGCAUAUUGCGAUGAUGGAUCCGGCCAGCAGUGCAGCUUGGAAAAUAGCACGUGCGCCGACGGCAAGUCGCAGAGCUGUCACGGACGGGGACCUGAGUUUGGAGCGCUUGAUCUCGGCGUCAAAAGUUGCUACGAAAUGGGACGACGUCAAUUCGCUGGCGCGCAGGCCAUAUAUGACUCCUUGGGCGCUUCUGGAACCCCAAUCGUAGGCUCAUCGGUCAAGGCAUUCCAUUUCUUCCACGAUAUGCGAUUCUGGGAUUUCACUCUUCCCAAUGGCAAGCGGGCACAAACCUGCCCAGCUGCUUUGGGCUACUCCUUCGCGGCUGGGACAUCCGACUGGCCUGGCGCAUUUGACUUUACCCAGGGCGAUUCCGGGAAACCCAACGCCAACCCCCUGUGGAAACUCGUCUCGGGACUCAUAAGAACACCCACGAAGGAACAAAAGGCAUGCCAGGGCUCCAAGCCGAUCCUCCUCGACAUCGGCGAAAUGGACGAACCUUAUCCCUGGGCACCCAACAUUGUCGACAUUCAAGCUUUCCGCGUAGGUCAAUUCGUCAUCAUCGUCUCUCCGUCGGAAGCCACCACCAUGUCGGGACGACGGUGGAAGGCCACCGUUGCGGCCGAAGCCUCCAGCUUCCUGUCACAAAAGCCCAUGGUAGUCCUUGGUGGCCCGGCAAACAGCUACGCCCACUACUGUGUCACGCCAGAAGAGUACGAGAUUCAACGCUACGAGGGCGCAUCAACAUUAUUUGGACCCCACGAACUGGAUGCGUACAUCAACCUCACCGUCAGUAACAUGCAUUACCUCCACCCACACUCAAGAGACACGCCCGAUCAAGGUCCUCUUGCGCCCGACAACCGUGGCAAAUCGCUCUCCUUCAUCACCAGCGUGGUCGUCGACAAUGCUCCUAUCGGCUCCUCAUUUGGAAAAGUAAUCCACCAGCCGUCGGCAUCAUAUCAAAUCGGGUCCGUGGUCAACGUCACUUUCCAAGGCGCCAACCCUCGCAACAACCUCCGCCAGGAGCAAACUUUUGCCGCUGUCGAGCAGCAAGGUUCCGACGGCUCGUGGACCCGAGUGCGCGACGAUGCGGACUGGUUUCUCGUCUACUCGUGGCGCCGAACCAACUUCGUACUGGGACACAGCGAGGUGGACAUAACCUGGGAGACGUACGGCAACGCCCAGCCAGGCACAUACAGAAUCAAAUACUACGGCGACGCAAAGCCCCUGAUCGGCAGCAUAAAGGCAUUCGGGGGGACUAGCAAUCCGUUCAAGCUGACGGGCCGACUGACUGACACGACUGCGCCCGUAAUGGAGUUAUUCUAG